UCCCACUUAGCUUCACACAAAAAGCAGAGUAAAUAAAGGUGUAGAAAUGGUGAUAUUGACCUAACCUAUUGACCUCCAUUUCCAAAGCUACUCCACUCUGGAUCUGUACAAGAGCCCCGGCCAUGACGACGCCGAGACUGCUUUCUCCGGCGGCACUAUCAGUUGCGCUUCUGUGGCUCGUCCACUUCUCCGACGCGUCGGGCGAGGAAGGCGUUAUCGGAUAUGGUUACAAAGUUAUAUCAGUUGGGGCAGACUCCACUGCAUCUUCUCUCACUGCUAAGCUUCAGCUCAUCAAACAAUCCUCUGUUUUUGGACCUGAUAUUCCCGCACUCAACCUUGUUGCCAGCUUUGAAACAAGCGACCGUCUGAGAGUCCGAAUAACGGACGCCAACAACCAGAGAUGGGAGGUUCCACAGGACGUAAUCCCCCGCCAACAACCGCCGGCGGCGGAAGCCUUCCAACCGUUGAUCGGAAACUUCCUCCAACGUUCGAUCUCCUCGCCCAAUUCCGACCUGGUAUUCACUCUACAGAACACAACCUCCAGCCCAUUCGGCUUCACGGUCCACCGUCGUUCCACCGGCGACGUCCUCUUCGACACCUCGCCGGUGGCCAACCGUCCGGACACUCUGUUCAUCUUCAAAGACCAGUACCUCCAGCUCUCCUCCUCGCUGCCGGCCGACAGAGCGAACCUCUACGGCAUCGGAGAGCACACCAAGGGAUCUUUCAAGCUCAGUCACAACCAGACGCUGACUCUGUGGAACGCCGACAUUGGAAGCGCCAAUCUCGACCUCAAUUUGUACGGCUCCCACGCUUUCUACAUGGACGUCCGAUCGCCCGCGGGAGCCUCUCAUGGAGUGUUCCUCCUGAGCAGUAACGGCAUGGAUGUUGUGUACAACGGCGAUAGGAUCACUUACAAAGUCAUCGGAGGGAUUGUCGAUUUGUAUUUCUUCGCCGGACCUUCUCCUGCGGCGGUGAUGGAUCAAUACACUCAACUCAUCGGCCGUCCCACCCCUAUGCCAUAUUGGUCUUUUGGUUUCCACCAGUGCAAAUGGGGUUACAAAAGUGUGUAUGAUAUUGAAAAUGUAGUUGCUAAUUAUGCAAAAGCUGGAAUUCCUUUGGAAGUUAUGUGGACUGAUAUUGAUUACAUGGAUGCUUUCAAGGAUUUUACACUAGAUCCAAUUAACUUUCCUUUGGACCUGAUGAAGAAUUUUGUUGAUAGGCUUCAUCAAAAUGGUCAAAAAUAUGUGCUAAUAAUUGAUCCAGGUAUUAAUAUUAAUGAUACUUAUGGGACUUACAUCAGAGGGAUGGCAGCUGACAUCUUCAUAAAGCAUGAUAAUAAGCCAUAUAAAGGAGUUGUUUGGCCAGGAGAUGUUUACUAUCCUGAUUUUCUGAAUCCAUCUUGUGGAAUCUUCUGGAGCAAUGAAAUAAACAAGUUCCACAGCCAACUCCCUAUAGAUGGCAUUUGGCUUGACAUGAAUGAGUUAUCAAAUUUCAUAUCUUCGCCCGUCGCUCCAUCUACCCUUGAAGAUCCUCCUUACAAGAUCAACAAUUGGGGAACUAAAGCACCAAUAAAUCAUAAUACAGUUCGAGCUACUGCUGUGCAUUUCGGUAAUAUCACAGAGUAUAAUGCCCACAACCUCUAUGGAUUUUUAGAGUCCAAAGCAACAAACGCUGCGUUGGUGAAAAUCACCAGUAAAAGGCCAUUUAUACUUGCUAGAUCAACAUUUCCUGGCUCUGGGAAAUACACUGCACAUUGGACUGGAGACAAUGCUGCUACUUGGAAUGACUUGGCGUAUUCCAUUCCUAGUAUUUUAAAUUCUGGAUUGUUUGCGAUACCAAUGGUUGGGGCAGAUAUAUGUGGAUUCUCCGGAAACACAACUGAAGAACUCUGUCGACGAUGGAUUCAGCUUGGGGCUUUUUAUCCGUUUGCAAGAGACCACUCUGAAAAGGAUUCAAUCCGUCAGGAACUCUAUGUUUGGGAUUCGGUUGCUGCUACAGCUAAGAAGGUGCUUUCACUCCGUUACCAGUUACUUCCAUAUUUUUACACACUGAUGUAUGAAGCUCACAUGAAAGGAACUCCAAUUGCACGCCCUCUUUUCUUCUCAUUCCCUCAAGACACCAACACAUAUGAUAUUAGUUCACAGUUUCUUCUUGGUAAGGGUGUCAUGAUCUCGCCUGUAUUGAAACCAGGAGAAAACUCAGUCGACGCAUAUUUUCCAGCUGGAGUCUGGUUUGAUCUCUUCAAUUACUCCCAUUCAGUGAGUUCAAAUCAAGGAAAAUACAUCACAUUAGAGGCACUACCUGAUCACAUAAAUGUACAUGUUCGCGAAGGCAACAUAUUGGCUAUGCAAGGGGAGGCAAUGACAACAGAAGUUGCUCGGGAAACAGCAUUCAAACUCCUAGUCGUUCUGAGCAGCAGCGAGAACAGCACUGGAGAGCUAUUCCUAGACGACGGGGAGGAAGUGGAGAUGGGAAUUGCGGGAGGGAGGUGGACGCUAGUAAAAUUCAGCAGCAACAGUGUUGGGAACACAGUCGUGGUUGAAUCAAAAGUGACAAAUGCAGAGUUUGCAUUAUCCAAGAAAUGGGUCAUUGAAAAAGUGACAUUUCUGGGUUUGAAGCAUGUAAGCCACCUGAACAGCUAUAAACUUGGCCCAAAAAUGGGAUCAGGAUGGAAACAAAGCCGCAGAAUGUUGGCAGAUAUCAGAGUGGGUGAAGAGUUUACUGUGGUGGAAGUUUCAGGAAUGGCAAUACCGGUUGGGAAAGAGUUCAGACUGGAGUUCAAUGCUAAUAUGUAGACAGUGUUGCUAUGCUAAUAAACUGUCAGCACAGGCUCCAGACAGUUAAUAAUGAAUAAUACUGUUACCACACCCUUUGACACUUGA
Molecule: messenger RNA, 2882 nt
Organism: Ipomoea triloba (trilobed morning glory)
Lineage: Eukaryota; Viridiplantae; Streptophyta; Magnoliopsida; Solanales; Convolvulaceae
Product: alpha-glucosidase-like
Exons: 5
Coding region: 123-2795 (890 amino acids)
Biological process (GO): carbohydrate metabolic process
Molecular function (GO): carbohydrate binding; hydrolase activity, hydrolyzing O-glycosyl compounds
Source: RefSeq, a predicted model, not a curated record